Messenger RNA from Ricinus communis (castor bean), 2070 nucleotides. RefSeq names its product protochlorophyllide-dependent translocon component 52, chloroplastic. The transcript is spliced from 7 exons. NCBI's taxonomy places the organism in Eukaryota, Viridiplantae, Streptophyta, Magnoliopsida, Malpighiales, Euphorbiaceae. The record is from RefSeq and is a predicted model, not a curated record. The coding region runs from base 28 to 1716 and encodes 562 amino acids. Gene Ontology annotation, molecular function: 2 iron, 2 sulfur cluster binding; chlorophyllide a oxygenase activity.
CACCCCAAGUAUAAAUACACAAUCUGAAUGCAUUCCUCAAAUUCACAAAACCAACAAAUGGAAGCUCUCAAAGCUUCCUGUUUCCCUUCACUUCAAAUCCCAAGAACACUGUGCAAAACCCAUAUCUUUCAUUUUCAAUUCUGUUCAAAACCCAGUUUAUUUAUCCAAUCAAUUAACAAAAACACAUCAAGAUCCAAGCUUCUCAAUACCUUAUCAUCAACAGCAACAGCAGCAGCAGGAACCAUUUCGACAGAAUCCACAAACCCAAAUGACCCUAUUUUUGAAUCUGAUAACCAAGGAGAGAAAUUUGAUUGGUUCUCUCAUUGGUAUCCAAUAAUGCCAGUAUGUGACUUAGAUAAAAGAGUGCCACAUGCAAAAAGAGUGAUGGGCCUUGAUGUCGUUGUUUGGUGGGAUAGGAAUGAGAAUUCUUGGAAAGUGUUUGAUGAUGCUUGUCCUCAUAGAUUGGCACCAUUGUCUGAAGGAAGGAUUGAUCAAUGGGGAAGAUUGCAGUGUGUGUAUCAUGGUUGGUGUUUUAAUAGUUCUGGUGAUUGCAAAUUUAUUCCUCAGGCACCUCAAGAUGGUCCUCCGGUGCACACAUUCAAGAAAGCAUGUGUUGCUGCUUAUCCAAGUACCGUACAGAAUGACAUCGUAUGGUUUUGGCCGAACACCAAUCCUGAAUACAAAGAUAUCCUUUCCAAGGAAAAACCCCCAUAUUUUUCGGAACUGGAUGAUCCAUCUUAUACAAAGUCUAUGUCAUGUAGAGAGUUUCCUUUUGGGUUUGAAAUCUUGAUUGAAAAUCUAGUGGACCCAGCUCAUGUCCCAUAUGCACAUUUUAAGCUGCUGCCAAACCCACCUUCCAAGAACAGUGUUAAGCUUGAUAGAGAAGGAGGAUCACCAAUCAAUUUGAACAUAGAAAAGUUAGAUAAAAAUGGUUUCGUUUCUACUCGAUUUGGAGGAGAUAGUAAAUUUCUUUCACCUUGUACGUAUUAUUCAGCCUUUGGACUUCCAGCUCCAGCAAAGGCAGGUAACGCAGAUGAAGGUAACGGAUCAAUGUCAUCAGUUGGAAACAGUAAGGAGCCAUCGUCAAAUGUGCCACAGCGACGAGGGGUUCUUCUUUUUCUCUGUGUUCCAGUUGGCCCGGGUAAAAGCAGAUUAAUAUAUGCAUUCCCUAGAAAUUUUGGAGUUUGGAUUGGUAGAAUCAUGCCAAGAUGGGUGUCCCAUUUGGUGGAAAAUCUGGUUCUAGAUUCAGACUUGUAUCUUCUUCACUUAGAGGAGCGUAAGAUAAUGGAUAUUGGCCCAUCGAAUUGGCAAAAGGCUUGUUUUGUGCCAACAAAGUCAGAUGCUCAAGUGGUUGCUUUCAGAAAGUGGUUAAAGAAGUACUCAGAUGGUCAAAUUAACUGGGGAGGGAAGUUCAAUGGAGCACUUCCCCCAUCUCCGCCGAAAGACCAACUGAUGGACAGGUACUGGUCGCAUGUGGUAAACUGCAGUAGUUGCAGUCUUGCAUACAAACGUCUCAAUGCGCUCGAGGUAGCUCUGCAGAUCAUCUCCAUAGUUUCAAUCGGUAUCGUCGCAGCAACCAAGCAGAGCUUAACAUCUGCAGUUACAAGAACUGCAAUUGUCCUGAUUGCAGUGCUAUGCUUUGCAGCUUCAAGAUGGCUGGGCCAUUUCAUUUAUAAAAGUUUCCAUUUCCAUGACUACAACCAUGCACUGCUCUGAUAUAUUGUUAUUUCACACACUGCUGCUCGACAAUGGGAACACUUGUGUCAUCACAAGUUCAGAACACUCAGGCUAGAUAGAGCUGGUGUACAUGUAUGUGUGCAUGAAUAGGAAGCAAACUCUGAAGGAUACAGGAAGCAGAACUCAAAGAACAUAGUAUAUUAUUGUUGCUGUGGUGAGUACUGUUUUGUAUAUAUCUGUUUUACAUUCUGAAAAGAGCGGAAAGGAAAGAAAAGAAAAGAAAAAAAAAAAGGAUGAAAAGGAGGAAAGGGAGUUAAGAAAACAAAACAAUUUAGGCUCCAUUUGUUUCUGAAAAAAUAGAAGAAAAAACCUAUGCUCUGUUUGUUUUGCAGA